ACGAAGCCUGCAAUUGCUUUUCAAACCGCGAUCGAACCAGUACGAACUACAGCGUUUUGUUAAAUAAUUUGCAAUUGCGAGCGUAUCCAAACAAGGAAGCACAUUCCAACGCUCUCGUGACGCAAAAUGCUGUAGAAAUUUAAAGUCAAAUGAAAUCCGUGUGUGUGCUUGUAAUUUAAGCGUCAAUUCGGUGAUGAUAAAAUUUGCCUGCGCUUAUAUACAUACAUAUGUGUUGAGCAUAUGAGCCUGUGACUGUGUGCGUGUGUUCGUGUCGGUGUGAGCAUCGAGCAUAAGAAAGCAGCGCAAAACAACAACAACAACAGCGACGCUUAGCGAAAGAGAGGAACAAAGAGAAGAGCAGAACAAGCCUCCAUUUUACAAGACGAAGAAAGGGAUAAAAAGGAGCACGCGAUGGCCAGUUUCCAGAUCCACCAAGUCAUGAGCAACAAGGAGAAUCCGGGCAUCAAGAUUCCGGCCGGAGUGAAGAACGCCAAGCAGCCGCUGGCCGUAAUUGGGAAGUCGGAGAAAAAUGCGCUUGCGCCGCGAGCGAAUUUCGCCGUGCUCAAUGGCAACAACAAUGUGCCGCGUCCGUCCGGGAAAGUGCAAGUCUUCCGUGACGUAAGGAACCAUAAUAUCGAUGUUGAAAAGGUUGAGUUUGCCACCAAGAAGUCGAAUGUGGUGCCGGUGGUGGAGCAGUUCAAGACCUUCUCCGUAUACGAGGAUAACUGCGACACCCAGGUGGCGCCACCCGGCAAAUCCCUGGCAUCUCUAGCCGAUAAAGAAAAUCAAUAUGCUGUCAAGUUCGAUGCGGGGCAAAAGGAGUGUGUGGAGUACGAUCUGACCACCACGCCUAUGUCCGUGACCGACGUCCUUUCGCCCAUGUCCGUGGACCGCUCCAUUCUCGGUGUCAUCCAGACAAAUGAUGACGGUGUCAUUGGAUCGGGUGCCACGCCAGGUGGACAACUCAAGGAGCUGCCGCCGCGUAACGAUCGCCAGAGGUUCUUCGAAGUGGUCCAGUACCAGAUGGACAUACUCGAAAACUUCCGGGAAAGCGAGAAAAAACAUCGCCCGAAGCCAAUGUAUAUGCGCAGGCAGAAGGACAUCAGUCACAAUAUGCGUUCCAUCCUGAUUGACUGGCUGGUGGAGGUUUCUGAGGAGUACAAGCUGGACACGGAGACCCUCUACCUCUCCGUCUUCUAUCUGGAUCGCUUCUUGAGCUUGAUGGCGGUGGUGCGCUCCAAGUUGCAGCUGGUGGGCACAGCAGCCAUGUACAUUGCCGCUAAAUACGAGGAGAUCUAUCCCCCAGAGGUGGGUGAGUUCGUCUUCCUCACCGACGACAGCUACACCAAGACCCAGGUGCUGCGCAUGGAGCAGGUCAUCCUGAAGAUUCUCUCCUUCGAUUUGUGCACCCCGACAGCUUAUGUCUUUAUCAACACGUAUGCGGUGCUGUGCGACAUGCCAGAGAGGCUAAAGUUUCUGACCCUGUACAUAUCUGAGCUGUCGCUGAUGGAGGGAGAAACGUACUUGCAAUAUUUGCCCUCAGUGAUGUCGUCCGCUUCGCUCGCCUUAGCCCGUCAUAUUCUGGGCAUGGAGAUGUGGACGCCGCAGCUGGAGGAGAUCACCACCUACAAGCUGGAGGACCUGAAAACCGUGGUCCUGCAGCUGAGCCACACCCACAAGACGGCAAAGGAGCUCAACACGCAGGCCAUGCGGGAAAAGUACAAUAGAGACACGUACAAGAAGGUAGCCAUGAUCGAUUCAAUUGAGUUGAGCAAGGAGGACAUUGAUCAGCUCUGCCAGGCCUACAACGCCAAGCAGCUAAACGAGAAUCAGCAGCAGCCAGAGAACAACUCUAAAUCGAACGUGAAUUUGUUUUAUAAGUUUUAAGUGUUUUGAGCCUCUGCCAUGGUCAAAUUGUAUUUUAGUUUAGUGUUUCCAUGUAACAUUUUGUAGUUUUAGAAUUUUAAGUGUACAAAAUAUGGAAGAAUCGCAGUUCGGUGCCAUAAAGCUGGGGUACAAACAUGCUGAACUGGUUGGCGGAUUGGCAAGCUCCCGUAAUACGUACUGGACAAUUUUAUAUGCGCGCCAUAUAGAAGAUUAGUUGCCAGCGCAAGUAUGCACCAUUUCCAACAUCCAACAUUCACGUCUGCCACGGUGAGAGCUUGCCACGCCAAGCGUGAGCAGUAGGAACUGCGGCAGUCUCAGAAAAACUGACCGACGACCACCAACGAGCUGAACGAACAAGAGGAUCCCGCCCCGGACACCGAACCUAUUUUUGUGCUGCUCAGGCUACCGAUAUUUUAUAUUUUACGUUACCAACCACAAUCCCUGUUCUCUAUGUAUUUUUAUGUAUUUAUAAACUGAAUCACACGGAUGUAUACAAUGUGUCUUUAGCAGGGACAGCUAGCUCCGAGAAUUAUUUAACCUAAACAUAUUUAUAUACUAACUAUUAGUCCAUGAAUGUUCUGUGAACCACGAAACAAAUACAUACGUCAAUUUUACAAAAGACA
Drosophila subpulchrella is the source of this 2510-nucleotide messenger RNA. Its product is annotated as G2/mitotic-specific cyclin-A. The transcript is spliced from 7 exons. Gene Ontology annotation, cellular component: cyclin A2-CDK2 complex; cytoplasm; nucleus. Gene Ontology annotation, molecular function: cyclin-dependent protein serine/threonine kinase regulator activity. Gene Ontology annotation, biological process: regulation of cyclin-dependent protein serine/threonine kinase activity; mitotic cell cycle phase transition. The coding region runs from base 412 to 1887 and encodes 491 amino acids. Lineage: Eukaryota; Metazoa; Arthropoda; Insecta; Diptera; Drosophilidae. The record is from RefSeq and is a predicted model, not a curated record.